Molecule: messenger RNA, 1797 nt
Organism: Sorex araneus (European shrew)
Lineage: Eukaryota; Metazoa; Chordata; Mammalia; Eulipotyphla; Soricidae
Gene: FRS3
Product: fibroblast growth factor receptor substrate 3
Exons: 7
Coding region: 346-1638 (430 amino acids)
Biological process (GO): cell surface receptor protein tyrosine kinase signaling pathway
Cellular component (GO): cytoplasm
Source: RefSeq, a predicted model, not a curated record
GACCUUCUAGGCUGCGCGCCCGUCGCCCCCGAUCGGGCCGGCCCGCCCGCAGCGUCUCGUUGGUGCUGCUGCCGACCUCCGACCUCGCGGCCGCGGGGCGGGGCGGGCCUGGCUGCGGGCGGGCGGCGGCUGCUGCAGCGGGACCCGGGAGCGGGGCCCGGCGCCGCCCGGGCUGCGGGGCGAUGUGAACCCCAGGCCUGCCCCAGACGGAUCCCCGUGACUUCUCCGCAGCCGGCUGCCCACGAUGCCACACCGGGACCGGGGAGAAUAAAGCGGGGUCUUUCCCCAUGCCCCUCCCCUGGUCGGCUCCCCGAUGGCCUGGGUGAGGCCGGCUGUGCUGACACCAUGGGGAGCUGCUGCAGCUGCCUGAACAGAGACAGCGUCCCAGACAACCACCCCACCAAGUUCAAGGUGACAAAUGUGGACGACGAGGGGGUGGAGCUGGGCUCGGGCGUGAUGGAGCUGACGCAGUGCGAGCUGGUGCUGCGGCCGGCGGGGCGCGAGCCCGUGCACUGGCCCUACCUCUGUCUGCGGCGCUACGGCUACGACUCCAACCUCUUCUCUUUUGAGAGCGGCCGCCGCUGCCAGACGGGCCAGGGGAUAUUCGCCUUCAAGUGCUCCCGGGCCGAGGAGAUCUUCAACCUCCUGCAGGACCUGAUGCAGUGCAACAGCAUCAACGUCAUGGAGGAGCCCGUCAUCGUCACUCGCAACAGCCACCCGGCCGAGCUCGACCUGGCCAGGGGCGCCCCGCCUUCCAGUGCUCUCGGCUACACCAUCUCCAGCUUCGCCAACGGCUUCCCCGGCUGCCCGGGAGAGGGCCGGCGCUUCUCGGCCCCCCGGCGCCCCUCCACGAGCAGCCUUCGCCACCCCUCCCUGGGGGAGGAGUCCACGCACGCCCUCAUCGCCCCCGAGGAGCAGUCCCACACCUACGUGAACGCGCCAGCCGGCGAGGACGCCCCGCGCCGGACCCUGCAGCCGCUGCCCGCGGGCAGCCCCGACGCGCGCGUCUUCCUGCAGCCGGGCCGCGUGAAGUUCGUGCUGGGCCCCACGCCCGCGCGGCGCCACGUGGUGCGCUGCCAGGGCCCGGGCCACAACAACAACGAGGGCGCGUCCGAGUGCCCCGCGCGGCCGCAAUGCACCUACGAGAACGUGGGCGGGGGGCGCGGCGCGGGGCCCCCCGAGGAGCCCGCGCGGGCCGGCCUGGCGCAGCGGCGCGCCGCGCUGCUGCACUACGAGAACCUGCCCGCGCUGCCGCCCGUGUGGGAGGCGCCCGGCGCCGACGGCGACCCCCGCGACGGCCUCACGCCCUCGUCCAACGGCGGCGCCGACGGCGACGGCGACGAGACCCCGCUGCAGAGGCCCGCGCGCGCCCGCCGCGCCGCCCCGCGCGUCUUCAGCUUCGACUUCCGCCGGCCGCCCGAGCCCGCGCGGCCGCUCAACUACGUGCAGGUGGAGCUGAAGGGCUGGGCCGGGGGCCGCGCCCCGCAGCCCCCCAGCCCCGCCGCGCGCCGCGCCGACGCCUACGCCGUGAUCGACCUCAAAAAGACCGUGGCCAUGUCCAACCUGCAGCGCGCGCUGCCCCGCGACGACGGCACCGCGCGCAAGACGCGCCACAACAGCACCGACCUGCCUGUGUAGGGCCCGGCGCCCCGCCAGCCCCGCCCCGUGUGUUUGUUUCGGUUGACCUUUGCAGACAUUUUGUACCUGUUGAUUUUAUUUAUCAGUUUAUUUUUCUAUUUAUUGUUUUAAAUGUAACUUAACAUAUUUAUUAUUAAUAUAAUUAUUUUUAAAUUCCGG